Messenger RNA from Cryptococcus deneoformans JEC21, 1144 nucleotides. RefSeq lists its product as hypothetical. The record is from RefSeq and is a predicted model, not a curated record. The transcript is spliced from 4 exons. NCBI's taxonomy places the organism in Eukaryota, Fungi, Basidiomycota, Tremellomycetes, Tremellales, Cryptococcaceae. The coding region runs from base 248 to 1072 and encodes 274 amino acids.
CUGGGAAGACUUGCUCAGCACGACACUCCUAUCAAAAGGUAUAAAAGGGGUCGUCGGGCUCUUUCUAACUCUUUACAUCUUCAAUAUUCUGUCAAGGACUCAACUUCGAGCAUUGUUGCUCACUGUCACAGUCGCCAUCAUAGCGGAGCUCUAUCGAACUCAGCUGCCAACACUUGCUCGCAGUCUUAUCAAGCCUACACUUUUAACUUCAGCUCGCUAUCAGAGCACCAGAGCAACUGCUAACGACAUGCAACUCCAAUUUCGAGCUUCCCAAACUCGUGGUGGUGCAGAUCACGGAUGGCUCAAGACCUUCCACACGUUCUCUUUCGCCAGCUACUAUGACGAAGACUUCGAGAGCUUCGGUUCCCUCCGGGUUAUUAAUGAGGAUCGUGUCGCCCCCAGCACCGGUUUCCCUCUUCACCCUCACCGAGAAGCUGAAAUCUUUUCAUACAUUAUUAGCGGCGAGCUUUCUCACAAGGACACUAUGGGCAACAUUGAGACCAUGAAGCGAGGUGACAUCCAAAUGACUUCGGGUGGUACUGGCAUUGCCCACUCCGAGUUCAAUUCCCACUCUUCACUCCCAAACCACUUCCUCCAAAUAUGGGCUACACCCAAUGAACGUGGUCUCAAGCCCGGCUAUUACGCGAGACACUUUACCGAUGAGCAGAAGAAGGACAAACUUUGCAAGAUUGUUGCUCCUGUCGGCACUGAGGGUGUCAUCGACAAGAGAGAUGGUUUAGGUCCCACCCCCAUCCACUCUCCUUUCACCUUCUUCGCCUCCAUUCUUUCCCCCGGCAAAUCCCUCAACCACACUAUCUUCGCUCCCUUAUUGUCUGGCAAGGAUGAGAAGCGAGUUUACGUUCAGCUCAUCCAGACUUCUGGUUACAGCACCAAAAAGGCCGACACUACUGGCAAGAAUGGUCCUGUUCUCAAGGUUAGCGGCGGCGGUGAGGAGGCCGUCCUUGGUGAAGGUGAUGGUGUCUUCAUCAAAGGCGGUAAAGUAGGGGAGAACAUCCAGAUUCAGAACUUUGGUUCUGAUGUCGCCGAGCUCGUUCUAUUCGAGUUGGACUAAAUGGUUUCAGUUCAGAGAAGUUUUCGCAUAGUCUAGUCAUUGGUCAUGUUUAUUAAGUUUACAUACGUAUCA